Stylonychia lemnae is the source of this 372-nucleotide messenger RNA. Lineage: Eukaryota; Ciliophora; Spirotrichea; Sporadotrichida; Oxytrichidae. The record is from the annotation of a GenBank genome assembly.
AUGAGUACAAACAUUAAUUAAGUAAACAACAACUUUGCGUCAAGCGGAAAUAAAAAGUAGCAAAAUCUAAUUAGUUCAGUCUUAGUCAACAAGCAAAAAGAAGACAACAUGAGUGGAUAAGGAGUAACAAUUGGAAAUAAGCGUCCCUUUGAUCAGUAAAAACCUCACAAAAUGUAUCAAAUAAACAAGAUUCAUGAGAUGCUUAAAGGAUUUCCUAUUCAACCAGUAACAUAGCAAUUGCCUCAAACUCAAAAUCCAUAUCAAUUCCUGAAUGAUGCACUUAAUGUAAGAGGGGUAAGGCGGAAUCAGGGUUCGUCGCACAUGGGAGGAUAUUUAAUGAAUAACGGAGGACUAAGGAACUCGCUAAAAUGA